AUGGCCAAGACAUUUGAAAAGGAGAGAAAGCGCAUCGCGAAGAAGAAGGGCGGCAAGAUUGAGGCUCUUCACGCCAACAGCAGAAACGCCAAGCGACUUCACACAGCCGUCAUUCGUGAUGACCGUCUGAAGGCUCUUGCUGCUGCCCGCAAGAAGCAAGACAAGCCUCUGAUUCGCCGUACUCGCUUCUUCUUGGAGGCCGCACGCGAGAAUGAGCUGAAGCCUCUUGAUGAAGCUGCCGUCCAGGCCAAGAUUCUAGAGUUUGUUGGGCAACACAACGAGGAAUAUGAGGAGAUCAAAAAGACACGCCGUGCCGGACGCCCACCCAGCACAAGAGAGGAUCUGCUGAAGAUGGCCAUUGAGGCUCUUGAGACGGAGCACAAGAAUGGUUUCUACCUGCCCGAUCUCUCUUCGGAGAAGAACCUCGCAAUGCUUGAGCGCUGGGACGGGUCUAGCUGGGCCUUCCUCACAAACGUGACUUGGGUCAAAAUCUCCGCCGAUGGCACGACUAAACCGUCAAGCUUCCCUCCCCAAGGUCUAUGAAGCAUGCCGUGCGGCAGAGAGUAAGUUUGUCAUCUUGGCCCACCUCGACCACAUAGGCCGCAUCCAUGACACAGCCUUCAACCACCCGGACCGGCUGCACUUGCUCCAUCCUUUCGUGUCGGCUCGGAGAAUGCUGUCUAAGACAACUCCGAAGGCACACUCUCGUCGGAUUAUGACCAAAUCGGCGACGGCGGAUAGUGUGGUUCAGAUAUGCUGUGUCUGUCUCUGUUGUCUCUCGCCAUCUCCUUCCCAGCAGUCCCCAGCCAACAAUUCGUCCUCGAUCUAUCUCGAGAAAACUUCCCGGUCCUAUCCUAUCUUGACUAUGCAACCCGCCAGAGCUUCCAUGUUCCGGAAACGAAACAUGGCCUGCCCAUUUACUCCGCACUUCAAAGCCACCACGCAGACGCACGCACGCAAGCAAGCAAGCAAGCAAGCUGCAACGCACGAAAGGCACGUUGGAGUAAGCCACGCCACGCCAUGCCAACAACGCCCUGCAUGGCAUGCUUUCGAAACGCGGCCAAUGUGCAAAGAAUCUGUAGCCUACCGCUCGAACAGCUGGGGCCGGCCUUGUGUAAAGUGGUUUUGUGAAGCACUCGCGGGUAGCAGAUCUUACCCGUCUCCGUCGCUCCGGGAGGGGAAGAAGUGGGUGUCUGCCUGCCAAAUGGUUAGCUGCUGCGGUACAACCCACCAUUUUUCCAUGACCGUCAGCACGACGAAACUGCCCGGUACUGUGGUGUUCUCCCCUGCGGUGGGGGCACAAGACGAACGACUUGUGGGCCGUCUCCUGCUCUGGUUUCCGGAACGGCAAUUGGAUGUGGGAGCGGGGGUAGCGAGGGUGACACACGCGCGGCUGCUUGCCGCCGGGACCCAACGGGAGAGCUUUUGGUAGGAGAGGGGGGAAGUAGCAGAAUUAUUAAUCGAAGUCAUGAAUAUGAGACCAACCGGGUACUGGGGCAAGAACUUUUUGGCUUUCUUGGUUUUACGCUUGUCUUUGACUGCCUGCUGCUGCUGCCUCACCUCGGGACUGAGGGAAGAUGUUUGUCUUAUGACUAAAGUGCAGUGGAAGUGUCUUGUUUCUUCUUUUUUUUUUCUCUCCGCUGCGGAGUGAUGUGAUGAUGUUUUUGAGAAGAUAUGUGUGUAUCACAUGGAAGAAUGGGUAACCUCCUUGUGUUCUGUCCUUGUCUCUCUCUCUCUCUCUUCCUCUCUCUCUCUCUCUUUGCUUUUUUUUGUAGGAUCUAGCGGCAUAUGCCAUUACCCUUUUUUUGCUUGAACCCGAUUUCCGAACGAUAGUGAUGACCUAUUACUUCCGACCCCCUUGGGGGAUUACACAUCUUUUCUCUCUGCUGCCACAGAAGGAUGUAUCGUCUGGGCAUGAUUGGAACAUUAGGCCGGCUAUGCCACCUACCUACCUUGGUUGUUUACCCUGCAUUCUUUGGCCGACUUUGUGUAAUAGCAGUUUUUUUCUCUCUCGAACAGCACACAGGGUUGCUGAGAGAUAGAUUGAAAGGGCGGUGCUGUUUGGUGGAGAUUUGAUCAUGAUACAAGAGGUGCAGGUG
This is a messenger RNA of Podospora bellae-mahoneyi, 2099 nucleotides long. It is a transcript of the gene TMA16, whose product is annotated as translation machinery-associated protein 16. The record is from RefSeq and is a predicted model, not a curated record. The transcript has 2 exons. NCBI's taxonomy places the organism in Eukaryota, Fungi, Ascomycota, Sordariomycetes, Sordariales, Podosporaceae. Gene Ontology annotation, cellular component: nucleus. The coding region runs from base 1 to 543 and encodes 180 amino acids.